UGUCAUGGUGAAGUCCUACCUCCGCUACGAGGAAUGCAAUUCUUUCGGUGUGGUUGUGUCGGCGGAAUCGAAUCUGUGCUACGAUAGCACGGGGAAGCUCCUCAUAGCCGGCGCUCUCGACAAGCUCCUCGUCUGGAACGUCAAGCAGGGACUCUGCGUGCAUUCUCUCGCGCCCUCUCUCCCCGAAUCAGGCUCCAGGCCCGCCGUCACUGCUAUCGCAUGUACGCCUGCCUCUUCCUCACUGGUUGCGAGUGGCUACUCCGAUGGGUCACUUAGAAUCUGGGACAUCGUCAAGGGAGCGUGUGAAUCAACCAUGAACAGCCACCGAGGAGCAGUGACUGCCUUGAGAUACAAUAAAAAUGGCUCCUUGCUUGCCACUGGAAGCAAAGACACUGACGUUAUUGUGUGGGAUACGGUAGCCGAGACUGGGUUGUUUCGUCUUCAAGGUCACAGAGACCAGGUGACUGAUGUUGUUUUCAUCGAGAAUGGGAACAAGCUUCUCACCUCGUCCAAGGAUACUUUCGUUCGUGUGUGGGACAUACAAACGCAAGCUUGCGUCCAGACGAUCGUGAGCCACCGCAGUGAAGUCUGGUCACUCGAUGUGGAUCCUCUGGAGCGCUACGUCGUCACUGGUGGUGCGGACAUGGAACUCAGGCUCUUCCAAGUUUCAAGCGAGCCUUCCAGCGAUCCGGGAAAGUGGGAGGUGCUCCAGCUUCUGGGAGACGUGAAGAAACAAAGCCACGAUCGAGUAGUCACUUUGAGAUUCAACGAGCUGGGAACGCUUCUCGGUUGCCAGUGUGCCGGGAAGUCUUUGGAGGUUUACUCGUUGCAUGACGACAAGGAAGCGUUAAAGAAGGCCAAGAGGAGGAAACGGAGAAAGAGAGAGAAGGCUGACAAGACUGAGAAACCGGAAAACGUAGCAGUGACAGAGCCGGAAGAUGGUAACGACUUCCAAGCAUCGGACUAUAUCCGGCUUCUACAAAUCGUUCGACUGAAACACAAGGCGAGAUCGUUUGCUAUCUCUCCUCUACACUCGAGGAAAGAAGUGAUGUGCACGCUGGCGGUUUCACUGCACAACAACAGCUUGGAAGUCCACGAAGUGCAGGCAGAAUCGUCGGCCAAAGUCCACUCCAUCGAUCUCCCGGGUCACAGGUCGGACGUCCGCUCGGCGGUGCUCACAAUGGAUGGCACGCUGCUCAUGACGACCAGCCACAAUGCAGUGAAGAUCUGGAAUCCAACGACAGGUUCUUGCUUGCGGACAAUGGAGGCUGGCUACGGUCUGUGUGGCUUGUUUGGUCCUGGCAACCAUCACGCCAUCGUUGGGACCAAGACGGGAGCUUUGGAGAUUUUCGACGUUCGAUCAGGGGACAGAGUGAGAGCUGUGGAAGCCCACUCUGGAGCGGUGUGGUCCGUGUCAGCUCUACCAAAUGGUGAAGGUUUUGUCACCGGGAGCGCAGAUAAUGACGUGAAGUUUUGGAGGUUUGAUCUUGUUCAAGCGGACGACAAGGUAACUCUUGUGUUUUAUCUUCGUGUGGAAUUUGACGUGGACAAGUUCCAGGCAUUCAAGCAGCUUACUAUUGAAAAUGUGCGUACUCUAAGAAUGGCCGAGGAUGUUCUUGCUGUUCGUGUAAGUCCGGAUGGAAAGUAUCUGGCUGUUGCGCUUCUCGACUCCACUGUCAAAAUCUUUUUUACAGAUAGCUUGAAGUUUUAUCUCUCGCUCUACGGGCACAAGCUUCCCGUCCUUUGCAUCGAUAUUUCGAGCGAUGGAGCUCUACUUGCCUCCGGUUCUGCGGAUAAGAAUAUGAAGAUCUGGGGAAUGGACUUUGGAGACUGCCACAAGUCUCUCUUCGCUCAUCACGAUAGUGUUAUGGCACUGAAGUUUGUUCCAAACACCCAUUACAUUUUCAGCGUUGGUAAAGACCGAGUUGUCAACUACUGGGAUGCGGACAAGUUCCAGCACCUGUUAAGACUGGAGGGACAUCACGCCGAGAUCUGGUGCCUUGCAGUGAGUUUCUACGGAGAUUUUAUUAUCACCGGAUCGCAUGACAGAUCGAUACGCCGGUGGGAGCGGACAGAAGAACCUUUCUUCAUAGAGGAAGAAAGAGAAAAGCAACUGGAGGCACGGUUUGAUUCCGAGCUAGACGACUCCAGAGCGCCUAGGCAAGAAGCUCCGGAAGAAGGAGCUUCCGGUUUGGCCGGACGAAAGACGCAGGAUACCGUGUCUGCUGCGGACUCUAUCAUCGACGCCUUGGACUUGGCCGAGGAAGAAAGAAAAAAGAUUUUGGAGCACAAGGUUGGUGUAACUCCAAAAAAGAUGAUCACCAUUUCAUGCAUGUAUUUGCAGGAGGCUGGAGAAAAAACGAAGUUCCAACCCAACGUUAUGAUGCUCGGUCUCUCACCCUCUGCCUACGUCCUUCGUGCUGUUGCUUCGGUCCGGCCUAGCGAUCUCGAGCAAGCCUUCCUGAUGCUCCCAUUUUCGGAUGCGUUGAAGCUGCUGGAAUACGUCAAGCAGUGGAUACCCGAUGGUAGUCAGGUGGAAAUUGUAGGAAGAGUAGCGACGAUGCUACUACGCAUCCACCAUGAACAACUCAUUGCAACACCAUCAGCCCGUGCAAUUGUAACCAGUGUUCAAGAAAUUCACGGCAGCGUGCGGAGCUUUAAAAACGUCCUUGGACGCAACAUUGCCGCAAUGAGCUACGUACAGGACUUGCUAGCACUGAGCUCAAAUGCUCUUUUCAAAGAUGCUGGAGCGAAGCUCAGCGAGAUAAGAAAGAAGCUGUCGAGCUUUCCGGAGAAACAAGAAGGCCACAACAAAAAGAAAAAGCGUCAAAAGCUUCAGUGAGUGAGCAAUCUGCAGCCGUUGAAAAAACAACGGCGGAGAUUCGCGCGGGUGAGAGAAAAAGAGGAAUUGCCACGUCUGUCGACACGUCACAGGCAAAAAAGAAAAGAUACACUACCCUUAAUAUUAGGGCAA
Messenger RNA from Selaginella moellendorffii, 2974 nucleotides. Its product is annotated as WD repeat-containing protein 3. Lineage: Eukaryota; Viridiplantae; Streptophyta; Lycopodiopsida; Selaginellales; Selaginellaceae. Gene Ontology annotation, cellular component: Pwp2p-containing subcomplex of 90S preribosome; small-subunit processome. Gene Ontology annotation, molecular function: snoRNA binding; protein binding. The coding region runs from base 5 to 2842 and encodes 945 amino acids. The record is from RefSeq and is a predicted model, not a curated record. The transcript has 9 exons. Gene Ontology annotation, biological process: maturation of SSU-rRNA.